UUAACAGAUCCAAACCCCUAUCAAAUAGACUAUAUUUAUGAAGACUACAGCAAACCCCCGAACACGACUGACUUUGUUGUGGAUGAGAGCACCCUACUUUGUCCACCCAUCCCUAUAGCUGAUGCAGUCAACAUCUCAUUCUGCGUCAUCUACGUGAUCAUUUUUCUGGUGGCCGUACCUGGGAAUCUGAUUGUGGGCUGUGUGAUCGGUUCAAACAGACGAUCACUUUCUUCUUCGGAUGUUUACUUAUUUAACCUGAUGUUUGCCGACACUCUAUUGGCUCUAAUCUUGCCGUUCUCUGCGGUAUCCGUAGUACACGGCUGGGUGUUUGGGGAUUUCACGUGCAAACUGGUUUCCCUCGUGAAAGAAAUAAACUUUUACACCAGCAUCUUGUUUUUGGUGUGCAUCAGUGUGGAUCGCUAUAUGGUCAUCGUGCGCGCUAUGGAAUCCCAGAAUGCUCAGCGGCGGCUGUGCAGCGGUGUCGCGUGCGCAGCAGUGUGGUUCUUGGGUGGGGUGCUUUCAUUGCCCUCGCUUUACAAUGAGGCCUAUUUUUCCACAACUAGCAAAGAGACCGUAUGUGCCGAACGCUUUAAGGUGGACAGUGCUGACGAAUGGCGACUGGCCACGCGUAUCAUAAGGCACCUGCUUGGCUUUAUACUCCCUCUAGUGGUCAUGUUGACGUGCUACAGCGUGACAGUAGCACGGCUCUUGCGUACGCGUGGUUUCCAGAAGCAGAGGGCCAUGAAAGUGAUAGUCGCUGUGGUCGUGGCUUUUCUCUUGUGCUGGACCCCUUUUCACGUUACCACGAUGGUCGACACGCUGUUGAGGGCCAAAGCCGUUCAAUUCAGUUGCUCCAUGCGGUCCUCAGUGGAUCUUGCUGUGUUUGCUACACAAAACCUGGGUCUCAUGCACUGCUGUGUAAACCCGGUGCUUUACGCUUUUGUGGGAGAAAAGUUUCGAAAGCGAUUUAUGCAAUUGCUCCAAAGGAAAGGAGUUAUGGAUCGCUUUUCAAUCUCUAGAUCUAGCAGGUCUUCUUCUAUGCAAUCUGAUGGCACUUCGAACUUCCUGUGAGCUGCGGCCAUGCAAUGGACAUCGAUGAUGUAUAUAAAUUAAGACAAACUGAUACUACCUGUCCUUGCCCCCUUGUAUUACUACGUUUUGUUGUCGUGGCUAUGUUGUGAAGCAAUGGCUCCUUCUAUUGUUCAUAAAGAGCACAGAGGUCACACUGCAUGGUGAUGUGAGUGUUCAGGGUUGAGCUUUAACAAACAAAUCUAUUACUUUUAUUCCUAUCACGUGUGGAUUAAGCAUUAAAUCCUCAACGUCAACCAUCUGUGAUAAAACAUUAGUGAUGCUAGUUGUGUGAUAAGAGACACCCAAAGAGGAAAACAUGUUGAGCAAGACUGAUCUGAAAUGUCUUACAGCACAUUUAAGUAUGAAAUGCUCUAAAAUUGUACAACAUAUUAAGCUUAGGCUAAGUACAUGGUUAAAUACUUUAAAGGGGACAUUUCACAAGACUUUUUUUAAGAUGUCAAAAAAUGUUUUUUUGUCCCCAGAGUAGAAAUGUGAAGUUCUAGCUCGUAAUACUAUAUAGAUAAUUUAUUAUAACAAGUUUAAAAUUUCCACUUUUGAUGUAAGCAAAAAUGUGUAAUUUUUGGGUGUGUCCUUUUAAAUGCAAAUGAGCACUAAAUGGCAGUGCCGUGGUUGGAUAGUGCAGAUUUAGGGGCGGUAUUAUCCCCUUCUGACAUCACAAGGGGAGCCAAAUUUUAAUGACCUAUUUUUUCACAUGCUCGCAGAGAAUGGUUUACCAAAACUAAGUUACUGGGUUGAUCUUUUUCACUUUUUUUAAGUUGAUAGAAGCUGGGGACCCACUUAUAGCACUUAAACAUGGAAAAGUACAUUUUUCUUUAAAGUACUUUUAUUUUAUUCAUUUUUGUUUGACCUUUCAUAACCUUUCUAAAUAAUACUAUUCUAGCUCAAGAGGUACUUUACUGCAAUGUUUCACUUUUGAUGCAUCUGGGUCUAGACCAUGGUGUAACGGUUUAUGAUUAAUUCAGGACUAGGCCUUAGUUAGGCCAUUUACAAAAACAAUACUGGUGUGCAUGCUGAGACAAAACAAUGGCACUGAUAUAUAUUAAGAUAUGUCAAUGCAAGUUUUUUUUUUAUUAAGCCAGCUCAGAUAUAAGUCUGGGACAAUAGGAUAAAACCUGUCCGGGAAACAGCCGCUAAGUUAUAAAUGCAUUGAUAACUUCUUCAAGACUUAUCAUAGGUUGAUGUAUUGUGAGACUUAAGAUAUCAAAUAAAAUGUUAU
Molecule: messenger RNA, 2308 nt
Organism: Paramisgurnus dabryanus
Lineage: Eukaryota; Metazoa; Chordata; Actinopteri; Cypriniformes; Cobitidae
Product: C-X-C chemokine receptor type 1-like
Biological process (GO): calcium-mediated signaling; G protein-coupled receptor signaling pathway; immune response
Cellular component (GO): membrane; external side of plasma membrane
Molecular function (GO): C-C chemokine binding; C-C chemokine receptor activity; C-X-C chemokine receptor activity
Source: RefSeq, a predicted model, not a curated record